AUGCAAUUCCUUCUUUUCGCUGAGGCUGACUCUUAUGGCAACGGCAGGAUUUUGAGAAGUUCGCCUGAUUCCUCUGGGUCUCUCACUUCUCUGCCCUUAUCAAAUAUUGUCAGACCUGUUGCACUUGAUUACGAUGCUGUAGAGGACAGAGUGUAUUGGACAGAUGUAUUAAGACGAACCAUUUCUCGCUCAUUCCUGAAUGGCUCUAUGCAGGAAGUCAUUAUUUACGUAAAGGUACGCACACCAGAUGGAUUAGCCGUAGACAGAGUCGGAAGGAAUCUCUACUGGACUGAUACGGGAACCGACAAGCUGGAAGUCUCCAAACUGGACGGCUCCUAUCGGAAAGCUCUCAUAACAAGUGGCCUAGACGAACCGAGAGAUAUUAUACUGGAUGUUAGCAGCGGGUAAGCAGUUACUGGUUACUCAUAACUCAACCAGAAGCAAUAUAAUAUAUAGAUUUAACCAGGGCUAAAAGCGAGGCUCCCAUUACUAUAUUUAUAAUUUAAAUCAAACAAUAAACUUGUAUUCCACAAUUCAGUUAACUUUAGAGCACACAGCACAUUCAUGUGACUUUUGAGGGAAAGGCUAAGUGAUUCUAGAGAAAAAAAAUUUGCAAACAGCCCAAGAGUGAACAAAAUCUUACAUUGAGUUGAUAAACUCAUAUGUACACCCAAAAAAUAGCAAUCAUCUUCGAUCACAUUUAAGAGCCAUAAUGGCUCUUGAUCACCGUAAGAUUAAUUAGGCCUGGAAAAGAAAAUCAGGUUGAAUUUUUUUGCGUUCGAGAAGUUUACUUUACAAAAUCUUGCCAACAGAUCUGGUUGGUUGCGUUUAAACAGAAACUCAUAAGGGGUUGAACAACCCCUUAUGAGUUUCUGGUGUAAACCAACCUUUUAUACCAUUUAUACAUCACAUCUGAGGUGAAACAGUACUAUGAGGUACUGUUUUUAUCAUACAGACCUCGGACAGAAUGCAGUAUUUCACAAUUUUGCAACAGAAAUUGCACUCAUUCAAUAUUCAGGACAAUCGAAGCACGCGUGGGCUUUUAGCUAAACCAUUAAAAAAAUGUCCUAAAUCACAUAUACAGCCAGCCGGUUCUCACUUUUGCAGUGCGAGCUGUAGCGAAUGUUUGAACGAACAUACUAGAGUUAAGCUCCAACAUAAUAAAGGAAUUAUUAUGUUUAUUUUUUAUUUAAUGGUUUUAUCGAUCUGUAAUCUUUAAAAGCGUUUGAUACGAGCGGCAUUUUGAGUACUCCUGCAAGUGAUGUUCACUGAACGACUGAAAACAAACGCCACAGCGAUUAAAAUUACAAGAGAGACUACCAACAAUCAAUAAAGGAAAUAUAAUUCGGCGAAACAUAUACAGAGACAACAUUUUUCAUUCACGAAGACAAAUAUUUAAGUGUCUCUAAAAAUCUUGAGUCUUCAAGCUUAAAGUUUAAGUUUAUGUUUUAAGCCGGCUUUCCGGUAUUUACUUUUUUCACAGAUGAACUCGAGGCAAGAAAAUCGCUCAAAGCUUUCUUUUACCGCCAGAAUUAUAACUAAAUGUUCUUUGGAACGUUUUCUUUCUAUCUGCGGUGAGAAAAUGUCUAAAGACUUUUUAAAGUUGUGUAAGCUUAUAUCAAGUUUACCUGAUUCUUGGUCAGAUCAAAUUGUCUCAAAUCUUACAAACGUGCAUAAACUACAUAGCCGCAUAAACUACGCUCGACUUCUUUAAAUUAGAUAUAAAAAACAAACAUCAAACACAAUAAUUACUGAGGCUUACCAUUCGAGAUGCAGCUCCUGAAAGGUAUCAAGUAAGGCCAGUAUCGCUUCAGACUUUUCAACCUUUACGCAUCAAGCAAGGUGAAAAACAAAAACGUUGCCAUCCGAAAUCGGAUUCCCGACUUUGACAAGUGAUGUAUUAAUUUCUUAACCAAAAACCAACUAGCCAUGAAUAACAGAAGGCUCCUGAUAGCAGCUGAAUUUCAUUUUGUGCAUCCAGUGGAAAAAGACAGUUAAAAACAUCACAAGUUGACACAAAACUCUCUCAGCUUCAGCUGUCAAAGUAAACAAGAUUCAAGAUGCUGCAUAAAUUUUCCGCAUGAGCUCACCUGUCAAAUUUUGACCAAUCAGAGCAUAAAAAAUGGACGUAGAUCGUAACCAACGCGUGACCAUGGUGAGCAAAGUCAAAAGCAACUGUCUUGCCUGUAAUAGCUGGCUGAAUUUUCGGGUCCGAGGUCAGUUUUAAAUCAAAAUUUUAAUUGUGCGGCCCAAAAACAAAACAUAUUUCAUAUGAAUGAAAAAAAUAUACGGUCAAGUGAUACUGGUCAGCGGAUACCCUGUUUUGACAGCUGUCAAUUGAUGAAAACAUUGAUGUCCAAUGGAUGUGUGCAUUAUCAGUUUUCCUGUGCUUUUAAACUAGCUAGAAAGUAUGAGAUUGAACAUUGAUCGCGAUCUAGUAAAACAACUGGUCAGCGGACAGCUUCCAAAUAAAUCACGUCACCUUGAUGAGUUGACACAUGAGCCCUCGAUAUGGCAAUGUGAUACUGGUCAGUGGCUAUCCUGUUUUGACAGCUGUCAAUUGACCAUAUCGUGAAUGGCCAAUGUAAACGAUGUGGAUUUGCCAAGACAAGCCUAAGACACCCCUCCCUUCCUUUUGAUAGUCUCCCCUACCCUACCCGUAGACGCGUACGUACGUACGCUCGGUCAGUCACGUGACAACCAAAAGAAAAGAGGUUGACCAUAUUUUAUGAGUAUUAGGCUCUGUCCCACGCGCGCUUCGCGCGCGAGGGAGCCCCGCUAUAAUAAUUAUUCACCAAAGUGGAGGUGGCUAGUGGUGGGUAUGUUUAACAAGGCCGCGAAGCGGCGAGGUAAAUACCCAUCACUAGCCACCGACACGUGUAACGUCAAUGGAUUGUUAUUACCUGGAGUAAAACAAUGUAAUAGAUUUAUAAGAUUUUAUUACAUAUUAAACAUAAUUGCUGCGAUUAAGCGAAAUGUUGUUGCUGUAGUUGUUGUAAAGUUUUUGUUGUUUUAUAGAAUCAUGUAUUGGACAGACUGGGGCUUGAAUCCAAAAAUCGAGAAAGCUGAUAUGACAGGCAAACAGCGCUUGGUUUUAGUGAGCUCCUCGCUACAUUGGCCGAACGGUCUGACGCUUGACAAAGCAAAUAACCGUCUGUAUUGGGUGGAUGGCUACCUCAAUAAGCUUGAAUAUUUGAACCUUAUUACACAUGUGAGAGUGACUCUAAUUAGCUCUUCAGCCACACUGCCUCAUCCUUUUGGGUUAACACUUCUUGGAGACUACUUGUUCUGGACUGACUGGGGUAACAACAUUGUUUAUCGAGCCAAUAAAGAAAGUGGUGGUGAAGUCACGGCUUUUAUAACCGGCAUAAAUCGACCGAUGGAUAUACAUGCAUACAACCUUGAUCAUGCUGCACAAGGUGAGACGACCUUAAGUACUUCAGAAAGUUAACGAGAAAUUUUUAGUUGAUUUGUUUUUAGUAAAGCGGGUUUAUAAUUUUGUCGCGCGAGGACUCUCAAGCGGAUUGCGAUUUCGCUUUGGACAUAAAUCUUUCUUUCUAUCGGUUUGUUAUCCGUAGUUGCCCACCAAUAAGUGCAUAGACAAACUCUAAAAGACGCCAUUCAGCAUGACGUCAUCGUGCAUAUUGGGUUUCCAGGAAACAACUGGUUAGCCACCAACUAGGGCUAAUUUUAUUCAUCCUCUGUUUACUGUACGUUGGAGAAUCGCCUCGCGAAUCACAAAAGUAUCUCUGACGCAAAUAACAGCAGGCUGCAAACACAACAGUGCCCGAUAAGACAAGUGGCUGGAAAUCCUUGCCGUUGAAGAUUUAACACCGAAAGAACGGUGACCUGAACGUCAGCGAGAGCAGCCAAGAAGACCAUUGCGUUCAUCGAGCGGCCUUUAUAAAGCCCGAGAGUGACUAAAAACACGGACAUAAUGCGAAAUGGUUUUGAAAUACUCGUUUAAGCUAUUUUUCCUCAAAUGUAUCUUUGAAUUGAACAUAAAUAAAGCUCCACAAGGUUCAAACAGUGUGGAUGACAGAGAAAAAUAUACUUUAAUGCUAUUAGUUUGAAAUUGUGCAGUGGUCGCAUGGCCCAGUGGUAUAUGGCUUCUUUUUUUGCGCUGAAGGAAGUAGGAGUGCAGGUUCAAAUCCCCGCGGGGCUACUUCCAGUUUUUUCCUUUCAUCGUAUUUUUACCCUUUGGCUUGUUUCUGUUUACUCUCACUGCUGACCCUUUUUAGCUUCGAGAGAUUUUUUCGUUAAGUAUUUCUAGUACGAUUUUGUAUUUGACCGAUUUUAGCAGAAAGUGUCUCUUAAAAAUUGCACAUAUGACUAAAUAGAGAGGCAAGGAGAACUGAAGGGUAAGAAGUGAUUUAAAAGAAAUCUCGUAGUCUUUUGUGACAGCUACUAUGGGGGUAAAAGAUAACUAAUGAAAGAGAAUUAAACAUUUCAGCAAAAAAGACACUACGUUUUGCAAAUCUACUCGCAUAUAUCGAGAUAUAACAGCAAUCUCUCAAACACUUUGCUUUUUUCACUUACCAGGUAAUUCCUCUUGCCAAAUAAAUAAUGAUGGAUGUAGCCACCUCUGUUUGCUAUCAUCUUCUGGAAGUGUUUGUGAAUGCCCGGGUUACCUCACCCUAAAGGAAGAUGGAAAGACUUGCAAAUUUGGUAAGAAAGACUUGUCAUUCCUACAAAGGAUCGUCGGUUCUCUUGAACGCGCGCAUGUCCAGAUAAGGAAUGGUAUAGCGGUGUACUGUUUUAGUACACACUAAAACAGAAUAAUUUGCCUAGGCAACUUGAAAAACAGAUGCCACUAUAAUUUGACGGUUCCUGCUUCUUUCCUGAUUUGUAGAUAAAAGUACUAGGGACAUCACACCAAGUAGAGGGCAUUGUACCUAAAUGAACAAUUGAAUUAAAAAGUUUGUAAUAUACAGGUAUUAUGUCAUUAAUACUAGCUUUAAUCAUUUCAUUUUUGAUUUUGUCCGAAAAAGGAGAUUUUUUGUUCUUUAAUUUGUUCACGGCUGCACGUAUUUCGUUUUCGGUAAUCGUAUAAUCUAAGGGGCAUGGUUGAUAUUUCCUAAUCUCAAGAUGCUUUAGCUCAUUAGUAAUCAUCUCUUGUGUAGCAUUGUGAGGUUUAUUGGAAUGUAGUGAUUGGAAAUAAUUGAGCCAAUUUCCUUCAGAUAUUAAUGGGGCACCUUUUUGUUUAACGGUGUCAUCCCUCGACUUUAAACCUUUCCAAAACCUUGUCUGAUCUGAAUUGUUUGUAGAGUUUUCCGACUCAGUGACCUUUGUAUCAUGAUAUUCACUCUUUUUUGAGGUUAACAAAUCUUUGUACUGUGUCAAUACCAUGUGGUAUUCUUGGCGUAAAUUUAUCGAAGCUCAUGUCAAACCAUUUUUUUGUUUGGAAAAGACCUAGUGCGGCCACGUUUCUCGGUGAUUUUAAUUUUAAGAGAACGUUUUGCGGCAGUCAAAAUGAUGUUCUCUACAUUUGUUAAAGAGCUGUUUUCAUCAUUAGUUGGAGUACUGUCAUCUAAGUAAUCUCGUAUUAAUAGUUGAAGAUUUGGAGCACGUAAAGUAUCUCUGAAUUCAUACUUGGACUCAUUCUCCCAGAUAAAUUGUUUGGGUAAAUGUGUUAAAGAGUCAUUUACACGUGGUGAUUUAAUAUGAGAAAAGCUCAUUCGGUGUUUACAUGUAACCAGGUUAAGAUUGGACUGUGAUCCGACAGAGGAGAAGGCUUUUCCACUAUGAAGUUUGUAAUAGUUGAAAGUAAAUCUUCGUCACAUAUAGCGUCGUCGAUAACACUUGUACCAUUUGUCCGGAAAGGUGGCUCUCGCUAGAGAGUCGCCCCUAACUCUACCAUUUAGAAUUUUGAGGUCUGCGCUUUUGCAUAUUUCAAGAAGUCUUUUGCCAUGCUUAUUGAUCGCAUUGUCGAAGCUAUUUCGCUGGGCAGGUCGUAAUGGAAAUUCAGAGCGGUUAUUGGUAAUCAAGUUAUUUCCGUCGUGACAAACGCUGUCUGGAUAUUUUCUCGUUCUUACAUUGAAGUCCUCCAAGAGGAGUAUAGAUCCUCUAGAGGCAAAAUUUUCUAUGUCUUUUUCAAGUUCUUCAAAUAAUUCCGGUUUAAAAUAUUUUGAAUUAUGCGGAGGUAUAUAAAGUCCACAGAUGUAUAUAUCUUUCGCAGUUUUGAUGUAUGACCUGUCAAUUCUAAAUGAUAAGAAAUUUGGGUUGUUUUAAUCACUGAAAUCAAAUCAUAAAGUGCAUUUUUGUAGAAGAGAAUUACUCCACCGGAAUUACGGCCACUACUAUUUGACUGAGUGGAAUGCUGAACUAUAAAUCUAAAUCCUUCUACAUCUAUAUCUGGAGAAUUGCUCCAAGUUUCAUUAAGAAUCACAAAAUCAAAGCCAUUUAUCAUGCUCAAAAAUUCAUUAUUCUGGAGUUUAUUUCCGAGAGUUCUCCAUUGUCAGUAGCCCAUUUCCAUUCUACGUGAGGAAAGAAAGACGAUUUGAGUAAGUCAAGCAACUUUUUUAGCCUCAUAGUGGCAGCUAAUUACCUAGUGCUUAAUCGGUAAAAACGCUGAAAACUACCAGUGGUCAACACGAUUUGAUUUUAAUUGGUGCAACGAACAGAUCACGUUUUAUCAUAAAAAAAAAUGCCCAAAAUGCCAAAUAAUGAAAUAAUUUAAAUUUGCACUACACUACACAAUGGAGUACUGAGAAAUCAGUAGCCAUCAAAUUUUACUAUGGCUAAUUGAAUUUUGUAACUGACCCCGUUAACUCGAACCACUGCUAACUCGAACUGUUUUUCGUCUCCUUUCAGAGUUCGAGUCAUUUAUGUUAUCGGGGUUCUAUUGUACUACUAUCGACUGUGUGGGGACUGGGGAGAGACGGGAAAGCUCGUUUCUUUCGCUUGUCUGUACUGACCGAGAGCCCGGCACAGGAUAACGUUGUUUAUAUUAUAAGCUUUAACUUAAACUCAACUUUAACUUUAUUAUUCCAUCGCUCAUACAGUACAAACUCAGUAAGGCCAAAGCCGGGGGCUUAUACGGCCUGUGGUAAGAAUGACAGAAGUUAUGUUAUAUAGAAAUGAAGACUGUAGGCUAAAUUACAAAACUAAAACAAGAUACAAAACUGAAAUUAAGUAAGUUUAUAUGCAUGUAGUCUUAUAACAGAGACAAAACUAGUGACAAAUAAAGUAACAACAAACUAUGAGAAUCCUGCGCUAAUUGAAUUCAGGCUUUAAAAGUAAAGUUUUAGUUUCUUUUUAAAGUUAAUACUGUAGUACAUGUAAGGCUGUUACGGACAGUCAAGGGGAUAUCAUUCUAAAUAAUCGGGGCUUGAGAACUAAUAACAGAUUGAUACUUGAGGGACAUUUUAUGCAAGUUGAAACGAGAACGAGUUAGAUAAUCAUGAAAAUCACGAUUAAAGUGGAGGAGCGAGGAAAGAGAGGCAGGUAGAUUUAAGUGUGAGAAUACAAAACAAGAAACAUCGAAUUUUUAGAGUGAAUGGAGAGAAAGAAUAUUAAGCGUAGAGAAAAGAGGCUUAGAACGUGUUCGUGGAAAAGAAAAGUUGAUAAUUCAAUGCUUUCUUUUGGAGUAGAUAGACGGGUUCAAGGUAGGAGGUAUAUGUAGAUGCCCAGAUGAGAUUACAAUAGUUGAUAUAAGGUAGAAAUAGGGAAUUAUAUAAGGUUUUCAGGAUGACCAAGGGUAAGCAUCGUCUCGAUUUAGAGAAAAUUCCUAUAACCUUAGCAACUUUGUCACAGAUAGAAGUGAUGUGCGGUUUCCAUGAAAGGUUUUCGUCAAUAACAAUUCCAAGAAAUUUAUGUUCCUGUACCCGUGCAAUAGGGGUGUUAUUUAUUAAGAUGUUUAGUAUUAAAGGAUUGAUCUGGGCAUGUUUACGUCGUGGAUGGAAGAUGAUGAAUUUGGAGUUAUCAGGAUGAACAGUAAGCUCCCUGUUAGCGUUAAACCAGGAGGAGACAUGAGAAAGCUCUUGAUUAACCAUUCUUGCUAAAGUAGCCUAGUCUUUAUGACGAAGAAAAAUGUUCGUGUCAUCAGCUAAGAGCUCGAGAAUAAAUGAAAGAUAAUUUGAAGAAAGAAAAAGAUCAUUAAUGUAUAAGAGGAAUAGUAAAGGGCCAAGAACAGAAACAUGACCAUUUACAAUAACAUACUGUUAUCUACAUAGCUGGUAAGCCAAGCUAGAGGAAUAGGUCCCACGAAUAGCUAUAGUUGUAGAAUGAUGUGGUCUGAAGCCAUAUUGAUGAUGACUAAGAAUGUCAAAUUUUGCAAGAAAACCAGACAAUCUGAUAAGUAAAAGAGUUUUUCGAAGACCUUGGAAAGACAGGGGAGAAUAGAAAUAGGCUUGUAGUUAGAGAACAAGGAAGAGUCAGCACAGUUGAAGAUGGGGAGGAUCUCGGCUGUUUUGAGCUUAUCAGGAAAAACACCUUGAGAAAAUGACAGAUUACAGAUAAGAGACAAAGGGGCAGCUAUUAAAUCAAUAUUUUCUUUUAUAGGGGAAAUACAGAGGCCAUCAAAACCCUCACAUUUACUAUUUUUUAGAGAAUGGACUAUAUUAGCAACCUCAGAGGGAGAAGUUGGGUUAAGAUAGAAACGCUUUGCAUAAUGACCAGUCAGAAACUUCCUAUGAGUAAUUUGAGUGGGAGAGAUUAUAUUUGCUAAAGAAGGACCAACAUUAGCAAAGAAAUUAUUAAACUUUGUAGCUGUCUGAGUAGGAUUUGAGUAUGAACCAGAACUAUCUUUCAUGUUAUUGAAACGUUGCUCAGGUUCCCUUUUGGAGAUAAUCUGUUUUAUAACUGACCAUGUCUUUCUCAAAUCUGAACUGACAGAAAGCAGUUUGUCAUGGAAGUAUUUUUUCCUGACAAGUUUGAUGAGAAAAUUGUAUUUUUUAUUUUAUUACGGUACUUGUUGUAUCUCAACAAACUCCAGAAUAUUUGUGACUGUCUCAGUAAAGUUAACUUUACUGGGUUCUGGUGAAGACAACCCUUAUUAGGUCGUAAAUAAUUGGCCACUUAUUAACCGAGAGUGGCAGACGGACCAGCGGAUACCCUUUUGACACCUGUCAAUUGACCAUAACAUGCAUGAAUGUCCAUAAGGAUGUUCACUAUGAAGUUAAACACAGAUUGUAUAUGCCUGGGACAGCUGCCCGCUUAGACGCCAAUUAGAGCGCGUGUACUAUUAUAGCUAUAUAAUAAGACAGUAUAUACUGCAUCAGCUAUUAGUAAAAUCCAACUAGUGGUCUAUUAUCAAUGCUGCGUUCUGAUUGGUUGAGCUAUUACUAGGCUAUAUGUUAUAGCCCACUGGUAGCGAAACAGCCGGCUUUAAAAACCAACCACAGGCGGCUGAUUCGCGUUUCGCUAGCUAAAGUUGUUCUGUCUCGAUAUUUUUGACCAACUAGUUGGAUUUUACCAAAACAAUUAUUCCUCUCGCCCUCAUAGCCUCUGAGCCCAUUCGGCCUUCUGCCUCAAAGGCUAUUGACUCAGAGCCCAUUCGGGCUCGACGAAUAAUUGUUAAAUAUCACGUUUGCAUAAUAUCAAAUUUCCGAGUACUCUUUCUUCACAGAUGCCAAGAAAUAUUUGCUAUUUGCUGACGCUGGGAAUGCAUACGUAUUUAUCAAGUCCUUGGAUGUGACAGAUUCGGAAGCAUUUCCUGUUUCAAUACCACCGCAUUUUAAAGUGAUGCAUCCUGUUGCUCUUGAUAUGGACAUAACGGACAACAUGAUUUACUGGACUGACGUGGGCCUUAAGACAAUAUCUAGAGUAUCUGUGACUGGUUUCACACCGGAAGUCAUUCUAUCAGUGAAUGUUUCUUCUCCGGAGGGACUAGCUGUUGAUUCCUUAGGUAGAAAUAUUUACUGGACAGACAGCGAUUUAAAUACCAUCGAAGUUAGCAAAUUAGAUGGAUCAAUGAGGAAAAUACUGAUAAAACAAGAUCUUGAUAAGCCAAGAGAUAUAAUUCUUGAUGUCUACAAAGGGUAAGAGACUGAUGUUUACCUUGUAUAGGAAAGCUAGGGACAUCAACGCUUAUCAUUCCAGAAUAUCUCUAGCUGUUUGAUAGACACGAAAGAGGGUUUGGCUGUGGAGACUCUUGAAUACAGCAAAAUAUUUAUCAAACUGUGGUCAUGACUGAGUUUAAACUGAAAUUCAAAUAGCGUUAACUAUUAAUACAAUUCAACAUAUAUUAUCUUAAUUUGAGUGACGAUAGAGCUUUGAUACAAUAGCACGAUAUCCUCAGGAAUGUCAAGUGUCAUGGCUCUAUACCUAAACUGCAUUUUGAGAUUCUCAUUGAUUCUCACAGAUUGAUGUACUGGUGCGACUGGGGCGUCGUGCAAAAAAUCGAAUUUGCCAACAUGGAUGGGUCUAACAGAGGUCUCCUCGCUAGCAAUAACCUUCUUUGGCCGAAUGGUCUCACAUUAGAUUACACAAAUAGCUGGCUGUACUGGGUGGACGCAGGGUACCAAGCCUUGGAAUAUUAUGACUUAGUACGUCACACGCGAGCAAGAUUGCCAAUACUUUCACUCUUUUUACCACAUCCUUUUGGUCUGACUCUGCUGGAAGAUUACGUGUAUUGGACGGAUUGGACAAAGAAGGGCGUUUUAAGAACAGAAAAGGCAUCUCCUCAAUACCCUACAGUAGUUGUUAGUGGCCUGAACCAGCCUAUGGAUAUACAUGCGUUUGACAAAAAUCAAUCCCUUCCAGGUAACGACAUAUUUAUUGACCUUGAAAUGAAUUGUUUUAACUAAUAUUAUGUUGAUGUCUGGAGAAAAGUGAAAAUAAAGAUAACGAUAAAUUUAUGACGCCCUUCUCCACAGUUUCUGUUAGCCGUACAUUCUAGACAUUAGAUACUUCCUAAGGCUUUUGGCGAUAAGUUUAUGUCCAAAUAACUGUUGUGGGAGGUAAGGUUUAGAAGAGAGGACUAACCUUUCUCUUCUUUGUCUUAAAAACAGAUCAUCCUUGUUCGUUUUCAUUCGGUGGUUGUUCCCAUCUGUGUCUUCUUAGACCAGAUGGGUAUGGUUGCUCCUGCCCUGAUCAUUUGGCACAUGAUGAAGUUUGUUUCAGUUUUCGUAAGUAUAGACUUCUACAAAGAAUUUCUUAGUUGGUUUGCUAUUUCAUUUCGUUAUUAUUGCUAACCCAAGCUGAUGACAUAUCUCGCCGCUGUAACUAAUUCAGUCGACUAUCGCUUUACACAGCGAUAUGACUUACGAGCGAUCGCUAAAGACUGUAUAUCCCUCUCUUCAGCUUAAGAUAAAGUCUGCCACUUAAUUAAAUUACGUAACACCACGAUUGCCAAAUUUUACAGGAUUCCGUUUUUGGCAUUCACUAAAAUAAACGCAGCGUAAAGUGCCUUAUGGCAGACCCUAAAAACCCCUGUAGCUUUCAAAUUUCAGUGAUUGUGGUCCUCAUCUUUCUUCUUUCUAGCUAUAACAUCAACGUCAACACCAGUUUCACUGUCAGUUUCAACAUCAGCGUCACUAUCAGUGUCAGCUUCAGGGUCACAAUCAGUCUCCUUAUCGAAGUCUUCAUCAGUGUCACCAUCAGCGUCACCAUCGAUCUCAUUAUCAGUAUCGCAAUCAGUUUCACCAUACGACUCCUUAUCAGUGUCACGAUCAUUGUCACCUUCGAUCUCACCAUCUCUUUCGCCGUCAGUCUCCUUACCAGUGUCACAAUCUGUGUCACCAUCAAUCUCACCAUUAUUGUCGCCAUCCGCCUCAUUAUCAUUGUCAUCAUCAAUCUCAUUAUCAGUGUCUUCAUCAGUAUCGUCAUCGGUGUCACUAUCAGUUUCACCAUCCGACUUGUUAUCAGUGUCACCAUCAGUUUCGUCAUCCGCCUCCUUAUCAAUGUCAUCAUCAGUGUCACCAUCAUUGUCACCAUCAAUGUCACUAUCAGUGUCGCCAUUAUUGUCCCCGUCCGUGUCAUUAUCAGUGUCACCCUCAAAGUCAUUAUCAGUAUCGCCAUCAGUAUCACCGUCAUUGUCAUCAUCAAUCUCACUACCAGUGUCAUCAUCAGUAUCGCCAUCAGCUUCAUCAUCAGUUUCAUCGUCCGAGUCUUUAUCAGUGUCACCAUCAUUGUCACAAUCAAUCUCACUAUCAGUGUCGCCAUCACUGUCCCCGUCCGUGUCGUUAUCAGUGUCACCCUCAAAGUCAUUAUCAGUAUCGCCAUCAGUAUCACCGUCAUUGUCAUCAUCAAUCUCACUAUCAGUGUCAUCACCAGUAUCGCCAUCAGCUUCAUCGUCAGUUUCAUCGUCCGACUCCUUAUCACUGUCAUCACCGUCAGUGCUACCAUUAGAAUCGCCAUCCGUCGCAUUAUCAGCGUUGCUAUCUCUUUCAUCAUCAGUAUCACCAUCAGUGUCAUCAUCAGUGUUGCCAUCAGUGUCACCAUUUGUUUCAAUGUCACCAUUAGUGUUACCAUCUAUAUCAUCAGUGUCAUCAUCCGUCUUAAUAUCGGUGUCACUAUCAGUAUCACCAUCUGUCUCAAUGACAGCGUCACAAUCAGGAUCACCAUCCGACUCACCAUCCAACUCAUUAUCGGCUUCACCAUCUGACUCAUCAUCAGUGUCAGUAUCAGCUUCGCCCUCUGUUUUACCAUCAGUCUUGCCAUCACUAUCACCAUUAGUGCCACCAAUUACACCAUUGCCUCAACCUUCAUGUCAAUUUACUACGUGCAAGAAUGGAGGAACCUGUAUAGUUCCAGGGUAUUUUUGCAAUUGUGAGAGGUUCUUUGCAUGGCACGACUGUUCUGUUAACGUCGGUAAGUCAUGGUUAAUUUCUUAAUUAAUAAGAGUUCAAAAGGUGUUUUAACAUCGAGAUAAGCCAUUAGAAGAGGUGUACCUACCGUUCGAUCGCACAAGGAGGAUAUUUCUCCGAUGCCACCCUCGCUUAUUGACAGUGGUUUUCGUUGGUUUAUAUGUUUCCAGGUAAGAAUCUAUGCAUUGGUAGAAAAUAUUCGUAUUAUUGUCUUAUAAAUCAAUUUUGAACGGUUUAUCAGAUACUGCUAUGAACUAUGCAAUGUGAUGUGAACUGCAUACUAAUUUAUAGUCAAGGCAGGUCAAGCGUAUCCCCUAAAAUUUUAUUAAUGAAUUGAUUAUUUGAAAAAUGAAUCCGUUAGUUGUUCCCGCAGCUCGCGUUAAAUUCAAAUCGGCAUUCCUGCUUGCAUAAUGAGCAGAGAAUAUUUACGAGAACUUCUCUGUAUUUGGUCAGAUUGAAAAUCUUUGAAUGGAUAAAAUUGCUUCGAAGACAUUUAAGUCAAAUUCAGGGAAACUGACGUGGUAGAAAUUUUAUAACUGCCUCGCUUGUGAAUUCACGGCUCAUUACGCAUGCAAGAAUGCAGAGAUGAAUCUGAAAUUUGCAUCUUCCAACGGAUUCAACUUUUUUAAUAAUAAAUUCAUUAACGGAAUAUAGGGUGGUACGCUUGACCUUGCUUGACUGUAAAUGAAAAUAUAAUCGUCGCAAUGUAACAGCAGUGUUAAAAGGAGUUGCAAAAAUAUAUUUCGAAGCUUCAACGGGAUUCGAAAACAUGGCCUCAGAGUGUGGUAGCGCUGCAAUGAUCCACUAACUUAGCUUUGAACACCCAUACGUGGGAAGCGGGGCAACAUAUUGUGUUGGCUUUUUAAUACCUGAAAAUUGAAUUAAAAACGUUAUGUAUUUAUUAUUAACAACAAAGUCCCUUUCUAUCGCGUUUCCUUCUUUAGCUUCAAGUGUGUUGGAGAUGACAUUAACACUUCUAGGCGAGGUACUUGAAAUAACUAGUAUAUUUAUUUAUUUGUAUAUUAAGUAUUCUUUGUUUUCACUGUCACGCCAUCAAAAAUAAAAAUGCAAACCACUCAAUACAGAAAGUCCAGAAUCUGGGAAAUGAAAUAAAGAUAAAUACACAAAAAGCCUCGCCAAGAAUCAGGUCUGUGUGAUAACUCAUAUAUGCAAGAUAUUAGGAAAAUUUAUGACGCUUUGUAUGGAGACGCCAUUUUGGUGUCCCUUUGAGGGGCACAAAUAUGGCCGCCGAAAACCGACAAAAACAUCUGUUUUUGAAUUUUCCUACCUUUGCGUGAAUUAAUCGCUUAAGGAACUGAUAAAGAUUAAAGUAAUAUUUAUUCAAAGACAGGGAAUGUUUAGAUAGCAAAAUCUCAAAAAAUCGAUGACAGCUUUCUCGGCCGCCAACAAAAUGCCACGUCACGCAAAAGCCUGGAAAUUCAAGCGUCUUCUAUCGCAAAACGAAGAACCCUUUGCUGUAGUAUCUCAUGAAACUCAGAAGAGUCGACAGUUUCUUAGUUUGAAUUUUGGUGACGUCAUGUGAAAACCCCUAACACAAGUGUAGAGAAUUUUUUAUAUAGAUUUUAGAAAAUAAGAACCCGCAAACAGGUUUUUGUGUAGAGGGGGGAUAACUGGCAAACUUCUUAAAAGGCAGGUUCUUACUCGUGGUUUUUACUUUAUAAGAAAAAUCAUCUCUCCAUAUCAGACAUACCAAACUUAAGAGUGGUUGUCUAAGAAAACCGGGUAAAAUGUUAAAAAUGUCAACGGAAGGGGGUCAACAGAAUAAGCUCAUACUAACAUCAUAGAUAGGUUAGCUGGAGUAAUGGAUUAGAGAUACGAGCAUCACUUUAUUUGACCCCCCUCGGACGCCAUUUCACCUUGUCUAAUCGCUUGCGUAGGAGCCGAUUUUCAGGUCUGUAGGUUUUGCUGUCUGGUUUGUGGGACUUGUAAGGUAUUUAAAAUUCGCGCCAAAGUUGUUCUAAAAAUAAGUGUGGUUAGUGAAGACGCCGUGACACGACUACAUAGAAGCUGCUCGCUCCGGGUUAUGGGCUCCUAGGUGACGCAAAUAAUCGGGAGCUGCAUCCAGUUAUUCACAAGACGAUUCAGAAGACUAUGCGCAAUCGGCCUAUCCUGAAAUGGACCGCUCUGUCGAAGGUAGUUUUAAGGUACUGUUUCCUUUGCAGACGUCUUAAAACGUUACGGUAAUAGGGGUGAAUUCAUUCAAAUAUCAGUGGGGAGUUGGGGUUGGUCAUAAUUUUUUAGUGACUAGGAGGGGUAAGAGCUAGCUUGCCUUUGUUGGUAGGGGAGGUUACAUAUUAUUACCCUAGCCCCUCCUGUCCCUUACCUUACGUACCGGUAAUCUUUUCUUGUAGAAACGCUCUAUGAAAAGAGAUUAACUGAAAGGAACGUGGUUACAGUUCAUUCCUAUCUCACUGUGUUUUAUGAUAAAAGUCUUUACUUGUAAAAUGAGUAAGUGUGUUCUAAUUGAAGGGAAACACAGACACCCCAUUUAAAGAAGAAAACGAAAUAGCGAACACUCAGGGAUAGUAGAUGACAACAGCAAAAUAAAUCAGUAGUUGUGUUUUACGACUCGGUACAGCACAACGUCACAAGAGGACUGUCAGAAAAAAAGGAAGUUUAUAAGUCGCCAGUAUCAGUAUGCUAUUCAAGUAAAUUUGCGUUACCCUAUCUUUUGUGAUGACCAGACUUUAUUUGUAGUCGCUCUUGCAAAGCAAGGGAAAAAAUUACAAGGAAAGGUUAAGAUCUUGGUCAGCUAUGCAUGCGUUUCGGGUAGUUAUCGCAGUUAUCGAAGGGCCUGUUGGUCUUACUCACAGAAGUCGUAAUGUUUCUUCAUUCGAGGCCCUGGUUAAAACGUGAGGCUGCUCUUAUCAGGUUUUCAUUUUUCUCAAAACGUUUACACUGUGUUAAAGUACUCCUUCCGACGGCUUUAAACCCCGAACUACUAAUCUAGACACUGGAGCUCAGUAGUAUAGUAGGGACCGCUUACUCCUUUUUUUGCGGGGAAAUGUCAUUAACUUGUGGGGGAAUAAAUUAACACCGAGGACGUCAUAUCCUUUUGUCUUUAUCUCAUUAAUAAAAUGCACAAGAAUCUCAUUAAGAUAAGGUCAUGUGCUUUUUUUAGUUGGUUUAAGUAUUUUUAGUUACUUUAAAUGGUGAUCGACCGAAUAUAUGGGUUAAAAGUGGAAUAAUACCACUACCAAAGAAAGGUGACUUGGGUGACACAGGAAACUAUCGUGGUAUAUCCCUAACUGCAACAGCCGCGAAAAUCUAUAACAAGAUUCUAUUAGAUCGAAUAAGAUCUCAUCUGAAUCCUCUGCUCAGAGUGAACCAAAAUGGAUUUCGUACGGGUAGGUCAACACCACCGCCAAUUUUAACUCUGCGUAGGCUCACCGAGGGAAUAAAAGAAAAACAGCUACCUGCAAUAUUGACUUUCGUAGACUUCAGUAAAGCCUUUGAUUCGAUACAUCGUGGGAAAUUGAUGGAGAUCUUGAAGGCAUAUGGAAUUCCAACAAAGAUAGUGGAUGCCAUCAGUAUACUCUACAAAGACACCGAAGCACAGGUGAUAACUCCUGAUUGUGAUACGGAAAUCUUUGAGAUUCUUGCGAGAAUUCUGCAAGGAUACACACUCGCACCUUUCCUAUUUAUCAUAGCCCUGGAUCAUGCCCUUAGAGAAGCUACUAGAGAAGAACACACUGGGUUCACGCUUACACCACGGCAGAGCUCCCGUCACGUAGCAACAUACAUCACCGACACUGAUUUCGCGGAUUAUCUUGCCCUAAUUUCUGACUAUCUUGAAGAGGCACAACUUCUCUUAUUAAGACUGGAGGUUGCUGCGAAAACAGUGGGUCUGCAUGUUAACUACAAGAAAACGGAAUACAUGCUGUACAAUCAACCUGUAGGAGAUCUUGUCACACUGGGAGGGAACAAAUUGAAGAAAGUAGAUAACUUCAAAUACCUUAGUUCGUGGAUACAAUCCAGUGAAAAGGACAUGAAUAUAAGAAUUGAACAAGCUUGGAGUGCACUCAACAAAAUGAUGAAAAUGUGGAAAUCAAACCUAAAAAAACAUUUCAAAGUAGGUUUCUUUCGGGCCACAGUUGAAAGUGUACUGCUUUAUGGUGCUGAAUGCGGGACGAUGACUGGAAAGAUGAGGAAUAGACUAGAUGGUACGUACGCAAGAAUGCUCAGAGCAGUUCUUGGAGUUUUCUGGAUGGAGCAUAAAACCAACAAAGAACUGUACGGCAACCUUCCUAAGAUUACAGAUACACUGAUGAUCAGGAAGCUGCGGUUUAUAGGACACUGUUGGAGAAAAAAGGAUGAGGUGAUAAGUGAACUACUACUCUGGGAACCAAAGCACGGCGCAAGAAAGAGAGGCAGACCAGCAACAACAUAUGUAGACCAUCUGCGAAAUGAUACUGGUUUGAGCAUUGCUAAACUGAAGAGCAUCAUGGGAAACCGGAAGGAAUGGAUGAAGCUAGUUAAUAGAGUUCGAGUUCGCUCGAAAUAAGCAAGCAAGCAAGUACAUUUAAGGUCGAUAAUUUCGAUUGGUUGAUUAGAGAAUAAGAAACCGCUGUAUAGAGGGUCUGCGAAUUAGUGCACAAUAGCUUUUGUGCACUAAUAGCCCACGUUCGAUAUAUCACAAUUGUAACGUGACUCCGGGGUUUUAGAGUCAAAAUUGCAAAUUUUUCACGACUUCAUUGUCUAGCAAUUUCCAGAAGAGACUUGAGCGCAAAGAAAACCAAACCAAACAUAGAAAAAUGGCCAGAAAGCCUCGGAGUCAUCUCAGAAUUUUAAUAUAUCGAACGUGGGCUAUUCGCAGGCUAGACCAACUAUACCAGUGGUCCAGGAGAUGUGUGCGGCGGCUGCAACGCAGGCUGUGAGUGGUUUCCGUUUGCCAAACCAAACACUCAUGAUUAGUGGAAUCAUCAAGAGAAAAUGGAGCGACAUUGUUCUAUUGAAACAGCGUUUUCAAUCGCAUCGAAUCGAUAGACCUAUUCGGCUAACUCAAUGUUGUACCCAAUUCAAACCCUUUGGGAAUAAAACGUUUUGUUUCAGGAAUUUCCAUAUCAUUUAAAUGUGAAUGCCACAUUAUAAUGCAAAUUCAGCACACAAAGAAUCUUAUCCCCGGGAGAUUUGAAUUGGGUACAACAUUGAGUUAGCCGAAUAGGUCUAUUCAUUUGCGUUUCGGCCGAAAUUUUGAUUGCUGUUUAGCAAAGUAGGACUGGAAACGAAAAUUUUUGGAAGUGGAACGGGAAGUUUCGGUCGAACCAGACCAACCGUCCAAGAGGACCACUUCUGGAGGUGCACCAUUUUGACCGGAAAAUUCCACGCAGACCAAAGCGUCCCAUUUAUUUUUCGACCAAAAUUUCCGAACAUUUUGGUAUAAUGGAAAGCACCCUAUGUUAUUCCUGAUGGCUGAAAGAGGUAGCCUUUCGGGCGGAGCCUUCAUGCAUACUGUAGGCUACUAUAAGGAAUGCGCCUACCGUUUCAUCUAAGGUAGAAGAAAAAGGGUCACCAGCAACAUCGUUUAUUACUGAGCUCGGUGCUUGAAACGAGUGGAGACGAGUGGAUGAUCAGACGUGGAUGGUGAUCGGAGAAUGACGCAACAAUAGACGGGUAUAAUAAAAACGUCAAUACCUCUAAUCCUAAAAUUAAAUUAAAGACCAAAGGGUUGAAUGAAGCAAAUGCUAUGACUUUUGCGGGAUAACUCAAAAUGAAGUGAAUGAGCGAAUGAAUUAAUUAACAAUUAAUGAAUGAGGCUGAGUAUCUUAUGAAGAAUUAUGGAGAUCGAGGAGGGUGUUAUCCAUUGAGGCCGUAGGCUGAGGCGGAAAACACCCUCCGAGACCUCCAUAUUUGUUCAUAUGAUACGAAAGCCGAAUUCAAUAAUUGUUUUAUCAUUCAUUCAAAAUAAUUCCUAGUUUAAAAACAUAGCUAAAACAUGCUUACCUCCAUCGAUGUUAAUUUUAUUUUCGAUAGUGUACGUUUAGGGUUGUUCAGCUACGCAAGUAUUCUCCAAAUAACAAAUGUCGCCCUUCGAGUUGUCUUCUUGCUCUUCAUGCCAUGUUUUUAGCUAUUAUUUCGCCUAGUUCUUACUCUCGAAACGCGUGAAAUGUCCGCCAUUUUUGUUUUCACAGCCAAAACAACUCAACGUCGUCCCCAGGUAUUCUCGGUUAACGGUGCAUUAACCUGCAAGAAAGCUGCACUUUUGACGUCAUCGGUUAAUUAAACGCAAAAUUCUUCCAAAUUUGGUCAUCAGUAGCUGGUUAUGGUGAAUUAUGCGUGUGCGUUUAGCCAAUCAGAACCGGGGAAAUAUUUUGAAUGAAUGAUAAGGCAAGUUAAUCACGUCACCAUCCCCCUUUAAUUUAACUAACAAGAGUAAUUAAGAGAAAUCAAAGAGUGGAGCACGUGGAUAAUAACUGUUUGUCUCUUUGUUUGUAUGUAGCUCAUGAUCUGUAUUUGCAUAGUUUGUCUCGCCUCCAAAUGAGACCAUCUAGUUUCCGUUUAGAGACAAGGCAAGUACUUUUAACUGUCCCUCCAGAGUACUGAAUUUCUAAGAUGGCGUCCAUUUUUUUAUAUUCUAGUUGUAUCCAAUGGUUCAGCACUUUUUGCCGCUUUAAAAAGCAACAAUAAUAGUAUUUCGAGUUUUUUGGAAUUAACCUGUUGGCCAUAGCGAAAUAGAGAAGAAAAUUCAUUAGGAGGUGAAUUGGUUCCUGGUAAGCCAUAAGUGAAUGUUAUCAACACUCAAGGGAUAACUCAAAAUGAAGAGCGGAUGAAGUAAUUUGAGUUAAUCACCCAUAACCCGAAGCGAGCAGCUUCUAUGAAGUCGUGUCACGGCGUCUUUACUAACCACACUAUUUUUAGAACAACUUUGUCGCGACUUUUAAAUACCUUUAGUUAUAAGUCCCACAAACCAGACCGCGAAACCUACAGACCUGAAAAUGAGCUCCUGCAUAAAGCUAUGAAACAAGGUGAAUUGAUUCCCAGUAAGCCAUAAGGUGAAUGUUAUCCACAUUCACGGGAUAACUCCAAAGGAAGCGUGGAUGAAGCAAUUCGAGUUGAUCACCCAUAACCUACGAUCAGGAGAUCUUAAUUUUCAUUUUCGCCUCCCAAAGAGAAAGAUAAGAAGGACUGCCUGAUCGCAGGUUAAUAGCCCAUUCUCCACCCCAUUCACUCCGCAAAAAAAAUGACAACCCAGAAGUGAACAAACAAAAUUUAAUAAACAGAAGUAAUAUUGGAGCAAGUAGCUGAUAAUGUUUGUGGAAGUACUAUCUUGUUUAUAAUUUACUAUUGAAAGUUGAAAUUGCGUUUGCUUUUUAUGCACCGCUAAAUGAAGCCCUCCAAUUUCUUGUACACGAAGGGAUCGGCCUAUUUUCAAGAAAAAGGUUGGCAACUAUGAUAAAUGUGAGUUUUCUAAUUUCUCCCUGUUCCAACAAGCCAAAAUGAUUAUUAGUGUUUUGGUAACAUGGAUGACAGUAACUGCAAUUUGGCUGUCAGAUUUUUAUCAUCCUUUUAGUUGUGCGCUACAGAUCAAUUAAAAAACGACCGAUUUUUGGUUCGCUUGCAGACACCGAGUCUAGGUCAGGAAAUAUAAGAAAGUUUUAGUCUUGCCCGUAGCUACCUAACAACGUUUAUGGUUUUCGAAGAUAGUCUUGUGUCUUGUUGUAUCGCACACAAAAGAUGAACUUCGUUCGUUUAAUUUUGAGGAGUUUGUGAGCUUCAGAAAAUGGUCAAAAUUUGCUUACAAAAAUGGGGACCGAGGGGGUCAAAUAAAGUGAUGAUCGUAUCUCUAAUACGAGAGCAGUGAAGAAUCUAUGUUUAUUAUAUUUGUCCAUUACUCCACCUAACCUAUCUAUGAUGUUAGUAUGAGCUUAUUCUGUUGACCCCCUUCCGUUGACAUUUUUAACAUUUUGCCCGGUUUUCUCAGACAACCACUCUUAACAAGUGCUUUAUGACUUUUUUGUCCUGAUCAAAUAUUGCUCUUACAGUCAAACCAGGUCAAGCGUUCCCGUGGCUAGCAAACUAAUGAAUUCAUUAAUGGAAAAUGAUUUCGUUUGUUGAUUCCAUAAUCCAUUCAUAAAAUGAAUAAUCCAACAGACAAAUUGGACCUCGAUUCAAUAAUUAAAUGUUGAUUUGGUUUAUGAACAAAAUCUACCUGUUCUUUAUUCUUGUCUGUUGAGUUCAAUCGUAUUUGCUUCCCUUUUCCUGCCGUUUACGAUUGCGUUUUUAAUUGCCUUUAAUCAAAAUAACAGCUAGAAGAGACAGACCGCAAACGCAAAGAAACUGACAAAGGCCGGGGAUCGAAAUCCACCAAUCACCACACAUACACUGACCUCAGUUUGACUAUCGUGUUUUCUAAAAGGUCAGGUCCGUUGCACUGAUUACUGGAGCAAAAUGGCGUACACGUAACAGUUUGUUUGGGUUUGAACUUCACAAUUCGCCCGCACUCGACUCUUACAAAAAAAGAAGAAAAAAACGCGUAGUUUUUUCAAAAAAUAGUAAUCGAAACAACAUUCGAUUAUGGAAUCGAGGCUAAAUAUGAAUAUUGGAUUGUUUAUUUUAUGAAUGGAUUAUUGAAUCAACAAACGAAAUAAUUUUUCUGUUAAUGAAUUUAUUGGUUCGUUAGAGACGGGAACGCUUCACCUGGUUUGACUGUAAUCGUUCAAAAAAGAAAGUCUUUAGUUUGCCUUUGAAGGUGAUUAGAAAAGUGCUACACUAUUAAGUAAAGUAUUCAAGAUAGUAACAAUACGUAUAUAAAAUAUGAAUCCCUAAAACAAGUCGCUUUUGAAUUGUAGUUGCUCCUUUAAUAUAAAAAUGCUUGGCUUCAUAUACCGGCAGAAACUGUACUUAAAGAACAUUUCUAGCAAUACCCUUAACGCGCUUUACAUGCAUAGUUCAUGUCAGAUCACAUUUAGACUAUUGUCACUCUACUAUCAGCAUUUAUUAAUCGUUGGACCAAUACAACAUAAAGCAAAAAAGGUUAUUUCCAAAUAUUUGUUAUAAUUAGCGUCUUAUUUAGUUAAAUCUCCUUCCACUUGAUUACUACUUACUACUUCAUGAGAUUUGAUUUGUUUCUUUAAAUGUAAAGUAGCCUUAUGUUUAUUAAAUUUAACAGAUUAUGUUACCUUUCUUCCAUUUCAUCCGCUUUAGGAUAAAUGGAACCAGAGAUCGUUUCAAAUAGCAAUUGCAGAUGCUUGCUCUAACUUCUUUUGCAAAAGCAGAAUUUGCACAAGGUAUGAUAUAAGUCUGUUAAAGGGUUCUGACUUUCAAUAGCCCAUAAAAAUUUUGAUUUACCAAAAAUUUAGCGCGACAGACAGCAGUCUGAAUGGCCACAAACAUGCAAGUGUAGACACGGACCUGACUUUAUAGUAUUGAGCAAAAUAAAAUAUAUACAUACAUAUAUCUGGAUUUGGAGUAGGAAAUUAUCAGUGUAGGGUGAGAAACGUGGACGUAAUAUCUUUUGUCGUAAGGGUACUUGUACUUGUAAGUGUUCAUAAGAAACUUAAAGAAUAGAUUAAAAAACUGGUGACUGUAAGCAGGGUGCUUGAUUUCGAAGUCUCAGGAGACGGUCCCCAUUUGUUAUGACUCGUUUAAGCAACGGCGACGACAACAGAGGCGAAAACGUCUCUUAAAAAGUGAAUCCGCGCUCUUUCAAAAUUUAUCGCUCUUAUUCCAUGUCGUUCAGUUUGUCAAGUGUUAGUUAAUUUUUUCUAGAGUUGAAAUUUAAAGAAUGGUAUUAGUUAAUCCUUGUCUUGUGUUCACGUUCUCCACAAAGUAGAAAAUUUGGAAGUGUCACGUCGUGGUCAUGUUUCGACGGCAAAGAAAUUUUUAAAAACAGUGAUGCACGUGAAAAGUUGUUGACGUUGACCGCUUGACGUUCUCGUUGCCGUCGUCGUCGUCGUCGCUCAAGCUCGCUUAUGGCAUUCUGUUAUCGAUAAUUGUUAGGAAGCACGAAGCCAAGACAGAAAAGGACUUCGGAUAACAUAUCCGUGUAUCUUUGCCAAAAGGCGUUCAUGUGGCAUCGAGUCAAGAGCUUUCUGAAAGGCCUUUGAUAGAUGCCAUUAGCUAUCCAAGACCGAUGCAAUUUUUAUUUUGGCGACCGUUUUUGUGUGAAGGAGCGAUAUCAGGCAGUGUUCAAUUGUGUAGAGUAAGCAUUCUCAAUGUAGGGGAACCUUUCUACUAGUUUAAGACUUCACUGAGUGAUCGGGCUAAAGUUCUAUCUAAUUUAGCGAUCACAGGUUACCCCGGGAAAUGGGUACGGGCGCGGAAAGUCCAUAGUGAUGACGAAAAACAACCAAUAUCUGGUUGAUACGUUAAGUAUGGAAUUUCUGUGCUCAUUCGACGUAGUGAUGUUGGUAACGUAGCGAAAUGUGGGCUAUUCUCCCAGGGUAUUUCUGAUUUCCUUAAAAUUCCCGUGGAUAAUUCUUCAUAACCAGCGAACUUUGAUCACAUUUGGAAGAUGUCUACUAAUAUCAAUACAAUUGACGUCAAUUUUACUGAUAUGUACAGAAAGAGGGACAACCCGGGGUUGGAUAAAAUGCGGGCGGAUGAUCUCACAAGCUAAACAAAAACAAAUUAACUGAACAACUUCUUACCUCAAAACAGAGUAAGAAUCAUAGACACAAAGGUAAAAAUAACACUUCAAGAAUUACAACUCUGAUAUGAAGAAUAUAACUUAAAAAUACAUCCUUUAUAUCCUUAAACGGCAAAAAACAAAACAAAUCAAAACAAAACAGCCAGUAGCAACAGAUAAAAUAUGAAAAAGACUAUUUACUUUAAAGCAAGAGAGGAUAAAGGGGACAGAGAAGGCAUCCCCCAUACACACCCUAUUCCAUAGGUAAUUCGUCUCGAGUUAUUUUUAACACCACAGAUCUCAAGAGGGAUUAGACAACAGCCAAUCACAUAGCGCGAAUGUGUUCCGCGUGGAUGAUCCAUGCUCAGAGCCACGGGUCCUUCACGAAUUGACGCAGAACAAAAUGGCGGAAGACGCGGAGAGCGAUAUUGCUAUUCCUUUUGUCGACGAAAACGACUACAGAGAGAUUUCUGCUAAAGCUGUGUCAGCGAAACGGAAAUUAAAAAAAGAAUCGCCCUUCCUCUCUUGUAUAGAGCUAACACUACAGCAGGGAAAUCCUUAACACACUGAAUAUUCUAUCAGGAACAUUUAUAAUUUACAGUUUGAAGAGAGCAAUUUCUGGUUUGAUAUUUAUUCUUUUAUUAGUCUCUUAUUAUUUAACAAAAAUAACAUUUGGCGUCCUACUUGCCUUAUUGUACAAACGACCGGUUUCAAUAGACCGGCGAAAUUUCUCAUUUUAUUAAAGCACUGAGGUUACGCCAACUUCGAGUUAAACUGAUUUCACGGGCUGUAAAAGAGUCCAGCGAUUCCUUUUCCCAGGUGAGCGCCGACUCAUUUCGCUUCAAUAUUCAGGAAUGCUCUCGAUCUCUUUACGCUUUCAUUGCCUUUCCCCCGACAUGUUUUGCAUGGCGUUUAGUCAUGCAAAACCUCCACGAAACAUCCACGCAGCGCGCGAGGUAACUUUAUCCCGAUUCUAAAAAUAACUCGAGACGAAUUACCUAUGGAAUAGGGUGUGUAUGGGGGAUGCCUUCUCUGUUCCCUUUAUCCUCUCUUGCUUUAAAGUAAUUGAAUGUGAAAAUUACACUGAAAAUAGCCCAGGUAGUGUUAAAGACCAUAGCCUAAGCGUCAUAGCCUAGUGUCAUGGCCUUAAAUGUGCGAAAGAUAUCAAAAUAUAUACUAUUUCUUUAACAAGACAAAUUUUCACCGGUGAUUUGGCAAAUUACUGAUUUAACUUAACGCCUGAUUGUUUCUUGCAGCCCGACAGGGAGAACUAAGCGGUCAGAAAAAGGAGCAUACUUCCAGUUCUCAGACGUAAUUAUCGUUGGGACAUCUUUUGCCGAAGUCAAUAGUUUAAAUGUCGAAUUUGCCGUUUUAUUCCCUUCUUAUGAUGAAAAUGCACCGAAAGUCACGCCAGCCAAAGACAUUAUUCAGAUGGUCGAAGAAUAUAAACAAAGCAUUGAAAGCGUUGUUGGCGGGACAAUCCAAUCUGUCGAGCACAAAGAGGAAGUUGAGGACAGACCCACAGGUACCGAACUGCACUAACGAGAACUAACGGUUUCUUAAAGGAAAAGCUUUGGAAAAUAAGUUAAUGUGUAAUUCUUACCGAGGUAAUUAUUGUUGCAGUCUCCAUUGUCAACAGAGCGGUUUGGAGUCUUAAUCUUUUAUUAUGUAUUUUUUCUGUGAUUAAAUGGAAAUUUUCACAGAACAUUUAACAAAAUUCUCUAUUAAUAUAAUUGCAUCUUUUGAAUUUCAUGUAAAGGCUCCUGUAAAAAGCUGAAUGUUUGGACCAAGUCUUUUAAUAUUUUGCAACCUAAUGAAUUUUAAUGUGUCAUUUAACUCUCUCUCCCUCUCUCUCGUGCUUGUUAAAGCUUUUGCUUCUUCGGUUGUAGAAAAGCCAAGUCAGCCUGAAGACGGAGCAAGAUCCACUGACGAAAAAGGUCCAUCUGUAGGACCCAUCGCUGCUGGAGUUAGCGUCACCUUUGUUGUCAUGGCAAUGUUGAUGGGAUUUGUAGUUUACAAAAUGAGAAGGUAACAUAUUUUGAUCUAACAUUAGGUAGACGAAAUAAACAGUGGACUGAAAGCCUAUUUCUUGUCUUCAAAACCAAGAAGGAAGGUGGAACAGAAUUUCAUCAAAGUAGUGUUAAUUCCCUACAUUGCAGACACUAAAAAAACUAUUUUGAUGAUGACGAUUGUAAACAACAAAGAUGAUUAUUUUAUGAUAACAGGAGAAGGGACCAAAAUGCUGUCAGCAACAAAUAGGUUGUCAUAAACACAAUUUAGAUCGCCAGUCAGUGUAUCCGUGUUUAAUGUCAGGCAUCAGACAUACCCUUAUUCUAGCCGUCUUUCCACAUUAUCCGAGUUUUUAGUGAAAAUAUAUUUUAAGACGAUAGAGUUACCCUCGACCUGUGUUGCAUUUUGAAGAUAUUCCAAUGAUUGUCGUCGAAUAAAGCACAAAUAUUGAGGCAACUACACGUAUGCUACUGUUUCCUAUAGGAAAAAUAUGAGAAAGCCUAAAGUUACAAAAAUGGAAAGUGAGUUCGAAAACCCAGCAUAUCAAGAAGAACCAAUAUACGAUAUAAUCCCAGAAAAUACGGCUAACUAUGCUCCAGAGACGUUAACUCAAGAAGCCGAGCCUAGUCGUCAAGUUAUACGCAAUGAAAGUUCAAGAGAACAUUACGCCGCUCUUCGAGGAGGUCAAGACCCUCGCUAUGAAAGUAUGUUUCUUGUUGGUCAAGGUCAGCAACGAUUAAAGCAGAACAAAAACUUGGCGAAAAGUGAAAAAAAUUACAUGAUGCUUGAGGUGAUGAAUGCUCAAGGAAAGAUAAACUAUGAUGCUACAGCUUCCAAUGAGAUAAGGUACAUGAAACCCGUGGUUGGGCAUUACGCGACUUCUCGACUUAAUUUUGAGAAAAAUGAUGAGAAGACUGUGGAUUGGCAUUACGAGAAUGCUCAAUAUAGCUAUGGAAAUUAUCAGGACAAGAUCGCCCGUGAUAUGUCCGGUGCAGAUGUUGGUGAUGAGGAUUAUUUGAAACCCAUGGACUGGCAUGAUGCUAUUCCACGACUUAACGGCGCAACAGAGAGAGCACAUAAUGAAACCCCUUUCUCAGAGGAGUCACAGGUCUGA
This is a messenger RNA of Porites evermanni, 26461 nucleotides long. Lineage: Eukaryota; Metazoa; Cnidaria; Anthozoa; Scleractinia; Poritidae. The record is from the annotation of a GenBank genome assembly.